Diatraea saccharalis (sugarcane borer) is the source of this 1377-nucleotide messenger RNA. Lineage: Eukaryota; Metazoa; Arthropoda; Insecta; Lepidoptera; Crambidae. The record is from the annotation of a GenBank genome assembly.
AUGCCGCCGCCCUGGACGGACGCAUUAGAAGAAGCACACUAUGUUAUCACCAGAAUUGCACCAAUCAUUAAAAUAAUGUUAAGUAGUAUCAUAGUAGCGCAUACCAUUUUGAUUUAAUGAACAACUUUUUUAAGCCAUUUUCAUUGGCCAUGAUCGUAAGCAAACGAUGCGAUGUUAUAGUGUAAUGAAACAGGCAAUAAGUCGUGGCAUCGCGUUACUAAGAAAUUACUGUAAAGGGUAUAGCUGUACUUCUAUAGUGAAACCUAUAUCACAACAAAGGUUCCUGUUGGGGGUAGUUUCAUGAUGGGAGUAUGGCUUCACCCUUUAGGCUUAAAGUUAACUCCACAACCUAUUUACAAAAAUGGCCCGAAUGGCUUUGAGAAAAGAAUAUAGCAUGCGAACAUAUAUAGCAACGCGACAGGCAACGCAUCGCGCGUCGGGCGCCGUGCGAUUUCUUAGGACACCUACUAAAUCUUCGCACGAUUACGAUUCUCAUCGCACGAUUAAAUCGCAUCAUUUGCUGUAGGAUCUUUGGCAGAUUAGUAUACGUUACUAUGUUUUGUCUUGUAUUUAUGUAGAUUAAAAACAAAGUUAUCCGAGUUGCGUUCGAGGCACGAGAGUCAAAUCCGUCGGCCUGCGCUCGAUGAUUCGAGCGAACAGCAACACAUCAGCCGCCUCACGACUGAGAUAGCGCGGCACCUCACGCAGGCGCACGCGCACAUCACAGCCAUCAAGACACAGGGAAGGCACGGUAACAAAACGGAACAGAAACUUGCCAACAAUGUAGUCCUCGCGCUGGUGACCACACUACGGGACGUCAGUGAACAGUUCCGAUCAGCUCAGUCGAAUUACUUGAAAUCUCUGACGUCCCGUGAAGAGAGAUCUAACGCUUACUUUGACUUGCCAAACUUCGAAGAGUUGAGUCUAAACGAUGGAGAUUUGCUACCGGGACUAUCAAACAAUCAAACGGACCUGUUAUUCUCACUGCCUAGCACUUCAAAAAAUUUCAUGGACGACGAUCAAUCUCCUGAGAAUUAUCAGAAACAGAUUCUAUCACAGAAACAGCUGUUGUUAAUCCAAGAAGAUAACACUAAAAUGGUUACAGAGAGAGAAGAAGAAGUCAACAAAAUAGUUAGGUCUAUAGUCGAUCUCAACGAUAUAUUUAAGGAUUUAGCACACAUGGUUAAUGAACAAGGCACAGUUUUAGAUAGAAUCGAUUAUAAUAUUGAACAAACUCAAGUCCAAGUGUAUGAAGGGUACAAACAAUUGCAGAAAGCCGAAAGGUACCAAAGGAAGAAUAGAAAAAUGCAUUGUAUAUUUAUAUUGGCAGUUACAAUAGUGGUUUUAGUGAUACUGUUGAUUAUAGUUAAGAGUUAG